AUGCAAUCAUUACCACUAGAGAUUAUUCAAAUCAUAUUUACGCCAUUAUCAAUAUUUGACCAUAUCACCUUAUGGAACACCAGCAGCAAGUUUCGAAAAGCACUCAAUACUAGAAAGUAUUGGAGUACACUUGAUAUCACACAUAUAUUGUCUAAAAAGGAUGGAAAGCAGUUCAUUGAUAGAUUUAUGUUUUAUCUGUUGCCAUCACUUGGCCGUCACGUUCAAAAUAUCAUUGCAACCAGAGCUGCUAGACAAUUCACUGAUACCCAUCUUGAUCAAGUGUCCCGUUAUAUUCCCCAGCUGUCAUCGCUUCAACUGGGCGGAACAAGCAUCACUCAGCAAGGAAUGAUAAUGUUUAUACAAACUACAAGAUCAUUCAAGACCCUCGCCUACAUCGACAUCUCCAAUACUCCUGCAGUAACAGAUCCAGUUAUAUCCACACUUGCAUCAUCCCUGUUUGACAGCCUUAAAACCCUCGAUAUAUCUCAUUUUCGUCAAUCCAAUAUUUCUUCAAAGGGUGCAUCAAAACUCUAUACCAACACUUCCAUCUGCGCAUCUCUCCACAUACUCAAGCUCUGCGGAUGUACAAAACUAGACGAUCAGGCGUUGAUGGUACUGGGCAAAAAUUGUAAAGGAUUGGCCGGGUUGGACUGCUCUGGAGCGUUUCUAAUUGGCGAUGUGGGUGUGAGAGCCGUGCUUCGUGGGUGCAUGUUUCUCAAGGAUGUAGGAUUUGCGUUUUGUUGGCGCAUCACCGAUCAGGCAUUUGCUGAGGCUGGUGAGGCGAUUGUGGCAGAUAUAGAUAAUGGCUUUGUAGAUGUUGUUGGCCAGUAUCUAGAAAACAUACAGUUACAGUACUGCUAUAUGUUGUCGGAUCGAGCUGUUGGGUAUUUGAGCAGGCUACCAAGUCUAAAAAAGGUGAACCUGACCAAAUGCAGCAGUGUUACUAGCUUUGCAAUCGAACGACUUGGCUCCAGAGCAAUUGUUGCAGAAUGA
Messenger RNA from Batrachochytrium dendrobatidis JAM81, 993 nucleotides. RefSeq lists its product as uncharacterized. Gene Ontology annotation, cellular component: SCF ubiquitin ligase complex. Lineage: Eukaryota; Fungi; Chytridiomycota; Chytridiomycetes; Rhizophydiales. The transcript has 2 exons. The coding region runs from base 1 to 993 and encodes 330 amino acids. The record is from RefSeq and is a predicted model, not a curated record. Gene Ontology annotation, molecular function: protein binding. Gene Ontology annotation, biological process: SCF-dependent proteasomal ubiquitin-dependent protein catabolic process.